Molecule: messenger RNA, 2744 nt
Organism: Rhea pennata
Lineage: Eukaryota; Metazoa; Chordata; Aves; Rheiformes; Rheidae
Gene: RBBP8NL
Product: RBBP8 N-terminal like
Exons: 14
Coding region: 189-2249 (686 amino acids)
Source: RefSeq, a predicted model, not a curated record
CCUCUUCGGAUCACAGCUUGGCUGAGCCGGCGGAGCCGAGCGAGCGGGCGGCGAGGCAGCCCCCGGCUGUCUGUUAGGCUGAGACCUGGCUGAUUUAAAGGAAGAGGAGAGGAGAGGAGAGCCUCCUCCGAGGCACAAGCGCAGGAUCGCCGCGGGCAGCAGCCCGGCAGCGCCGCGCAGCCCUGGACAUGAGCACGGACAGUUUUGCAGAGUUCCUGAAUAAGCUCAAGGAAAUCCAUGAGAAAGAGGUCCAAGGUCUGCAAACAAAGCUAACGGAGCUGACGACGGAGAAAUGCCGUGAUGCCCAGCGGAUUGAAGAGCUGUUUGCAAAAAAUCACCAGUUAAGGGAACAACAGAAGGUCCUUAAAGAAAACAUAAGAGUGUUAGAAAACAGGCUGCGAGCAGGUCUCUGCGACAGAUGCAUGGUCACCCAGGAACUGGCGAAAAAGAAGCAGAAUGAAUACGAGACGUCCCAUUUCCAGAGUCUCCAGCACAUCUUCAUCCUCACUAAUGAAAUGAACCGCCUGAAGGAAGAAAACAGAACUCUCAAGGAAGACCUGAAGAGGCUCCAAAGCCUGGAGGACAGGAUGAAGUACCCAGGAGUCAUCUCCAGAGAAAGCAGUUCCAGCCCCAAUUCCCCCUUGGCUUUACUGUCCCCUGUAAGCAGGACCCCCAGCAUCGACAAAGCAGCUCAGAGAGGGGCAGAAGAGGCGCACCAUGACGUGCCAGGCCUCGAGCUGGGAGAAGAAAAGUCUACAGGACAGAGAAAUUCUCCAAGCCACAGGACUUCCCCAAGCACUGUCCUCCAAGAAGCCAGCCUUGCAGAAAUGACAUCCCAGAGGAUCGCCAGCCAGCUGCAUGGAACCAUUGCCUUGGUGAGGCCUGGCUCGAGACCGUGCCUCCUGGAAAAAAGUCCUCCAGGGACCACACUGUCCCCAUCAGCAGGAAAGACUCCUCUCCCAUCGGAGCGUGAGCGCAGCCCCAGCCUCGAGGGUUAUGCAACAGCAAGCAAAUUGGAUUCCCCCAAGGUUGCUCCAUCCUAUGAAAACUUAAAACUGACUGCCAGGAAAGAGCAGCUCUGCCUCCUCAGCAAACAUUUUUCCCUGCAAAAGCUGGGGCUAGCGAGUAACUGUGCUUCUGCCGACAGGGAUGACAGCUUCUCCAGCCAGUUCCUCAGGGCCAAAGACGCUGAAGGCAGCAUGAGGCCGCGUGACGACUGGGAAGAUCGUGCAGCCAUUUUCAAACUCCCCGCCGCCGUGGUUUACAUGCGGGAUCAGCAUCUGGAGGGGAAACUCCACUUCCUCAGGCACCGGGAGCGGCUGCAGCACUUCCUCGCUCACCAGCGCCAGCAAGGCCUCCACAUCAAGGUGGACAGUGACCAAAAACCUGCUCCUGAGGAGCAGUCCCUGUCCCCUUGGCUAAGCGUCGCACCAGGAUGCAAAGAGGAGAGGUCCUCCCUGGAGGACACCAUCAACGGGAAAGAUGAGAGGGAGCUUUGGCUAAGCAGGGAUGGCUCCGAGCUCAGAGAGACGGCCAAGGCAGCGAGGGACUAUGGCACAGACAUGCCACUGGACCUAUCGGACUCCGGCCGAGGCAGGGAGAUGGGCUGGCACAGGUCCCCGGAGCCGCGGGAGGCUGGCCAGGGGCAGCCGAGCCCCAGGGAGAGCCCCGCUGCUCUGGCAGCCCAGGGCUCCUGCGGACGGCACAGGGCAGAGUGGGAUGACUUGCACCUUACCUACCACUACCUCCAAGCUGCCCGAGCCCAGCCCAGGGGCCAGCCCAGCAGCGUCAAGGAGGAGGAAGAAGAGGAGGAAGCAGCUGUGCUGUCUUUCUCACGGACCCAUCCUACAAGCAAGUCAAUGUCGAGUGACCCUGAGGCCCUUUCGGAGACCAGCAUGAGACUAUCUCUGAAUGCACAGAAAGGAGAACCAGAUGACAAUGAUGCUGAUUCUGGGAAACAAGACUCUGAUGAGCCCGACACCACAGACAGCGAGGUCACUGCCCCAUAUGAACAUAACAUCCAAAAGGAAGCCCAUGCUGAAGGAAAAUAUCUUUGUGCCAAAGACAGAGCUGAUGUGUUGCUAAAGAAGAGAAAAACAGCACAGGAUCCCCGGACAAAAGCAUCAAAAAAGUCACUGAGAGGAAGAAAGAAAGUCAAAGCCGAGGAGCGCUCAGCUGGGGCACCGGUGAUCACCAAGAGCCUGGAGAACUGCUCCACUUCCCACCACAAUACCUCCGAGGAGAGCUAACUGCAGGGCAGGCUGAGGAGCAAUGCAGGCAGGCUGCGGAGCGGGAGGAGAGCACUGGGCCGGCUCAGAGACCUCCCUCCGCGCCCGACCCACGCUGGGAGCGCCGCUCCCCCUGCCACGCUGGGCCGGGCAGCGGGGAGCCCGCGAGGGCUCGGCAACGAGCGGAGAGCCCUGGAAGUCUGUACGGAUGCUCCUGCAGGAGGCCAAGCGAGGAGAUGCGACGGGUGAGGGGUGAUGCGGGCAGCUGGUGGAGCAGCACAGGCUCUCGGUGACGUGCAGAGCGGGUCCCCAUCCUGACGCCAGGAAGAGGAGACUCCCCCUCCACGCAGCGCCGGACCGGGACCACGUUCUUCUUCGGGGUUUCGCACGAGGAGAUCGGCCUACCCCGUGUCUGGUCCCCGCGAACAGCUUCCUGGUGGCUGGCUGAAGGACGCGACCGGCGCGAGCACACGCAGGACCCCGCUGCACCCACGCGCAAACCUGCAUCGAUUAAAU